UGUCAACUUAGAACUUUGCUUCUCCAGAGCCUAGAGAAACACUGAAGAGUUCUUCAGAUUCCCAAACCAUGGCCCAUUCACUGGUAACUUUCAAGGAUGUGUCCAUACACUUCUCUCGGAAGGAGUGGGAGUUCCUGGAUUCUACUCAGAAGGACUUGUAUAAGGAUGUGAUGUUGGAGAACUAUAAGAACCUGGUGUCAGUGGGAUAUUCUCCCUCAAAGCCAGAUGUGAUAACCUUACUGGAACAAGGCAAAGAGCCCUUCCCAGUGAUGAAGGAUGUGUUAAGAAGAAGGUCUACAAGUCUUUCCUCCAGGCAUAAGACCAAGAAAUUAUCUCCACAAAAAUCUACUGGUGAAAUAAGUGUAUCUAAAUCGAAGACAACAGAAACAAGUAAAACACUCAAUAUCAAACGAUCAACUUCGAAAAAUGCGUGCCAGAACAAAAGUGACUCUAAUAGCCCUCAGGAAGCUGAAGGAAGGAGCACUACUCAAAAGAAAAUCAGCCAUGAAAAAGGACCAACAAAUAGAAAGCAACCGUCUACUCUGGAUCAGAGAGUUGAUAAUAACGAGGACUCUAAUGAAGACAGGGAACGUGAGGAAACCAUUGGUUGUGAGUCUAGCUCAAUUCAACGUGAACCAGUUCAUUUUGAUGAACAUUAUGACUGUGAGGAAUGUGGGAAAACUUUUAAGAGUGUCUACCAACUUACCCUACAUGAGAAAAUUCACAGUGGUGAAAAAAUCCACGAAUGUAAGGAAUGUGGGAAGCUGUUCAGGCGUAAGUAUCGACUGACGCUCCAUCACAAAAUUCACACAGGUGAAAAACCCUAUGAAUGUAAAGAAUGUGGGAAGUUCUUCAGGCGUAAAUAUCAUCUGACUCUACACAAGAAAGUUCACACUGGCGAGAAACCCCAUGGAUGUAAGGAAUGUGGGAAGUUCUUUGGUCGUAAGUAUCAACUUACUCUCCAUCAGAAAAUUCACACUGGUGAGAAACCUCACGAGUGUAAAGAAUGUGGGAAGUUCUUCAGGUGUAAGUACCAACUUACUCUACACCAUAAAACUCACACUGGUGACAAACCCUAUGGAUGUAAAGAAUGUGGAAAGUUCUAUAGUCUUAAGUACCAACUUAAUCUACAUCAGAGAAUUCAUACUGGUGAAAAGACUCAUAAGUGUAAGGAAUGUGGGAUGUUGUUCAGUUACAAGUAUCAACUUAAUCUACAUCAGAAAAUUCAUACUGGUGAAACACCCCACGAAUGUAAGGAAUGUGGGAAGACUUUUGGUCUUUACUCCCAACUUAAUCGUCAUCAGAAAACACAUACCCAUAACAAACGUUAUAAAUGCAAGGAGUGUGGCAAGAGGUUCUUAAGUAAUUUUGAACUUACUCAGCAUGGGAGAGUUCAUGCUGAUGAUAAACCUUAUGAGUGUAAGGAAUGUGGAAAGACAUUUCCAUUUGGUUUCUACCUUACACAACAUCAGAAAACACAUGUAAAGGAGAAAACCUACCCAUGUAAAGAAUGUGGGAAAACCUUCAGUGCACAAGAACAACUUACCCAGCAUGAGAAAAGCCACACUGGUCCAAAACCCUAUGAAUGUAAGGACUGUGGGAAGGCCUUUAGACUUAGUGCUAACCUCACUGAGCACCGAAAAAUUCAUGAAGGUAAGAAACCUUAUAAAUGUAAGGAAUGCGGGAAAACCUUCAAUGAACGAGGACUCCUUAUUCAGCAUAAAACAAUUCAUACAGGGAAAAAACUCUAUGAAUGUGAAGUGUGUGGAAAGAAGUUUAAUUACAGUGGGGACCGGAGAGUCCAUCGCAAAAUCCAUACUGGUGAGAAACCGUAUGAGUGUGAGGAGUGUGGAAAGGCCUUUAUGCUUCGGUCGGCCCUUACUGAACAUGAGAGAAUUCAUUCUGGUCUGAAGCCUUAUGAAUGUAAGGAGUGUGGGAAAACCUUUCGAGGGCGCUCUCAAAUUAGUCUUCAUAAGAAAUUUCAUAGUGAUGUGAAGCCCUACAAAUGUGGGAAAUGUGGGAAGUCCUUCAGAUUUGGUUUCUAUCUUAGUGAGCAUCUGAGAGUCCAUACGGGUGAAAAGCCCUAUGAAUGUAAAGAAUGUGGAAGGGCCUUUAUUCGUAGAGGAAAUCUGAAAGAACACCUGAAAACUCAUUCUGGGGUCAAACCCUAUGAGUGUAAGGAAUGUGGGAAGGCCUUUAGUUGGCGUGGACAGUUUACUCAACAUCAGAAGAUUCAUACAGGUAUAAAACCCUACAAAUGUGAAGAAUGUGGGAAGGCCUUUAAUCGUACUGGAGACCUCAGAGUCCAUCAGAGAAUUCAUACUGGUGAGAAACCCUAUGGAUGUAAAGAAUGUGGGAAGUCCUUUAGACUUAAUUCACACCUAACUGAACAUCAGAGAAUCCACACUGGGGAGAAGCCCUACGAAUGUAAGGAAUGUGGGAAGACCUUUAGACAACGUGCACAUCUUUAUCAACAUAAGAAAACACACAAGGUAACUAAACAGAAGAAAGCCUUUCCAGGCACACCAUAGUUACAGAUGAUCAAAAGAUUCAUGCCAGAAAAUUUUUGUUAAUAUUUUGUUCAUUCAUUCAUUCGCUUCUUUCUUUUUCGUUUCUUUCU
Molecule: messenger RNA, 2620 nt
Organism: Dipodomys spectabilis (banner-tailed kangaroo rat)
Lineage: Eukaryota; Metazoa; Chordata; Mammalia; Rodentia; Heteromyidae
Product: zinc finger protein 540-like
Exons: 4
Coding region: 69-2531 (820 amino acids)
Biological process (GO): regulation of DNA-templated transcription
Source: RefSeq, a predicted model, not a curated record